AUUUUUGCAAAAACGUCGUUUGGAAUUCGCCACUUUCCUCAUAGCGCAGCGCGCGACUCGGUUUCCACGGAAACGGGACUCUACCAUCAAAACAUGGCGUCUGCAAUACAAUUACAAAUCGUCGGUCUGAUGAACAAAUACAAUUUCCAAAUAGCCAAAGGCAUUGCAGAGGGAUUGAAAAAUAAAUUCACGGAGUCGUUUGAUGAUCCAGUUAUUCUGCCACUGCUCGAAUGUGACUGGCAUGGCUACUUAUCUAACAAAAAGAGGGAGCUGAAAGGAGAGGUUUGGCAAUACACCGGCUGUCUUAUGUGCUUUGUAAACGGUCAGUUGCUCGGUGAUGAGAGGAAGCUAUCCAGCUGGGCAGAAAGAGAGUGGAAGUUUUCUUUCCAUCGACCACAGGCACUUUAUAAGGCCCUGGCUGAGGAGUAUUACAGCAAGAACCUACGAAGCACUGGGCACAUUUUUGUUUAUAUGGACGUUGAAAUUGGUGGACAGGCAGCUGGCAGACUGAUGUUUGAGCUGUUCUCAGAACUGUGUCCAAAGACAUAUAGGAACUUUAAGGCCUUAUGCACUGGAGAGGUAGGCUUGUCCAAGAGUAAUCUUGAGUUGAGCUACAAAGGUUCGAUUUUCCACAGAGUUGUGCCAAAUGGCUGGGUGCAGGGAGGAGAUAUUCUACCUGGAAGGAAAGGCAAUGGGGGAGAGUCUAUCUAUGGCCCAACAUUUGAGGAUGAGAAUUUUAUUGUCUCUCACAACAAGCGUGGCAUCCUGGGAAUGGCUAACCAAGGUCCACAUAGCAAUGGUUCUCAGUUCUACAUCACACUACAACCAGCUUCCUGGAUGGACUACAAAUACGUGGCAUUUGGGCAACUUGUUGAAGGCACAGAGGUUCUGAAGAAACUAGAGGAAGUGCCCGCAUACAACGAAAGGCCAAAGCAAGACUGCAAAAUAAUAGCCUGUGGAGUGAUUGAGCCCUGAGUUCUCAUAUAGCUCACAUGAAUAAUGCAAAAAUGUAACUACCUGUUUUAGUAUGUUUUUUAAUCUAUGUCGCUUGUUUGUCUUAUUAC
Molecule: messenger RNA, 1064 nt
Organism: Triplophysa rosa
Lineage: Eukaryota; Metazoa; Chordata; Actinopteri; Cypriniformes; Nemacheilidae
Gene: ppil6
Product: peptidylprolyl isomerase (cyclophilin)-like 6
Exons: 8
Coding region: 94-975 (293 amino acids)
Biological process (GO): protein peptidyl-prolyl isomerization
Molecular function (GO): peptidyl-prolyl cis-trans isomerase activity
Source: RefSeq, a predicted model, not a curated record